Molecule: messenger RNA, 830 nt
Organism: Diospyros lotus (date-plum)
Lineage: Eukaryota; Viridiplantae; Streptophyta; Magnoliopsida; Ericales; Ebenaceae
Exons: 2
Coding region: 392-658 (88 amino acids)
Source: RefSeq, a predicted model, not a curated record
CAAAAUGGCUUGCUCUGUGCAGGGUUUUCAUCUAAGCUCACCUUUUCCUCCCCAUUAGAAUUCUAAUGCAUCUUCUUUGACUUUCUUUUGUUGUGCAAAAGUACAGUACAAAAUCCUAAAUCCAACAAAUACUUCGAGUUGCUUUGCAUUGGUUGAUGUGUGUCAAGCCAGGGGAUGUCAACCAAUUAAUGCAAGCUCAAGUAUAUAAUAUUAAGUAUCUAUAUAUAUAUAUAUAUCUUGAUGAAAUAUUCCAUUAAUUAGCAUGCAUUAAGUUGUUGCAGUGAUAAUGCAUGAUUAAGAACUUUCUGAAAGAGUAAUUAACAAAGAUGUUAUGUAUUUACUAACAGUACAUUGUUUGGUGUUUUGACAUAUUUGGCAGACGCCUGGUUGGAUGUCAGUUCCUGAGUUUGGAGGGUGGGAUCGUAGCGCUGAUGAAGAAGCAACAAACUACUCUGUGGUGUUUUCUCAAGCCCGUGCCAACAGGAAGGAGCAUAAGAGCAAUCCACGACAUGCUAGCCUUGGGAACGAACAAGAGAUUUUGAUCAAACAAAAGCAGCAGCAGCAGCAACAACAACAACAACGUCUAUUUUAUCCGAAAGAUCAUGCCGUGAGAAAAAAGAAGGGUGUAAACUAUUUUAGCUGCUGUUUUAAGCCUUGAUGAUUUGCAUCAAAGUCUUGGAAUUUCCAGGGGAUUCUAAAUGAUAUAUAUAGCAUGUUUCCUGCUACGGUUUGGGAGCAACAUGACUUUAUUUUGUAACGGCAUAGCUGGUCAAAAGCUGUAUAAAAAUUAAUAAUUCAGUUACCUAUAUCUCUGUGUGUGUGUGUGCAUC